Aegilops tauschii subsp. strangulata is the source of this 5902-nucleotide messenger RNA. RefSeq names its product DNA polymerase zeta catalytic subunit. Gene Ontology annotation, cellular component: nucleus; zeta DNA polymerase complex. Gene Ontology annotation, molecular function: nucleotide binding; DNA binding; DNA-directed DNA polymerase activity. The record is from RefSeq and is a predicted model, not a curated record. Gene Ontology annotation, biological process: double-strand break repair via homologous recombination; error-prone translesion synthesis. NCBI's taxonomy places the organism in Eukaryota, Viridiplantae, Streptophyta, Magnoliopsida, Poales, Poaceae.
GGGAGUGACCUUUACUAGAGAUUACCCUUAACUAGCUAGUGAGUUCGGCCCAAAGGGUCCAAAUUUGUUUUUUUUUUCUUUGAAAGGAAAGGGUCCAAGGUUUUGUUUAGCGAGAGACGGUGAUGGGCCCAAACGGAUCGAUUUCGUGGGCUACGGCCCUUAAUAAACCCCUCACAACUAGGCGAUGGCGACCCGCCGACCCACGGAGUCAAACCCAAGUGAGGAGCAAGCAGCGUGCUCUGGAAGGAGCCGGAGCCCGGGAACCCACACCGCCCCCAAAUAAAACCACCGCCCGCCCGCCCGCCGCGCCCUCCUCGCCGGCGACCAUGACCUCCUCCUCGCCGGAGCCCUCGCCGCCGGGGACCCCCUCGCAGGUCCUCAGCGUGCGCAUCGUCUCGCUCGACUACUACAUGGCGCCGCCCGUCCCCGGCCUCGACAUCUCCUACAGCCCCUUCCACUGCGAGGAGGUGGAGGAGGUGCCGGUGAUCAGGAUCUACGGCUCCACCCCCGCGGCGCAGAAGACUUGCCUCCACAUCCACCAGGCCCUGCCGUACUUGUAUGUACCUUGCCCAGAGGAGCUACUUCAUAAUAUUGAAAGAGGGAAUUCAUGUAUGACUGGUCUAUUGAGUGACCUCGAGAAAACUUUACAGAAUCGCGGCCCAGCAAAAAGGAAGCAUGUCCAUGGAUGUAGCCUUGUUCGAGCAAAGAAGUUGUAUGGUUAUCAUUCAUCCGAGGAGAUUUUUGUGAAGAUCUACCUAUAUUAUCCUCAUGAGGUUUCUCGGGCUGCGACCCAUCUAUUGGGCGGUGCUGUUCUUGAUAGAGUAUUCCAGCCUUAUGAAUCACACAUUCCAUAUCUUCUUCACUUUUUGAUCGACUAUAACUUGUAUGGAAUGGGCCAUGUACAUGUCACAGACUUCAAGUUCCGCCCUCCAUUGCCAGGUGAUUUUCAUCCUAAGACUCUGCAUAGGAAGGUGGACUCUUCUGAUGAAUCGGAGCACAAGACACAUUCAUAUAAUGCUGCGAUGAAAAACCCAAUUAUCUGGACAUCAUCAACAGUGCCACAUGCUUUAAUCCUGGGCGAUUCUUCAUCUUCACAUUUCAUGGAAGGAUCAAGUUCGAACUUCAGAAAACGACAUACUUUUAUGAUGCUUGAAGCUGACUCCAGAGUAGAAGGAAUCAUAAACGAGAAGUAUAAGAUGUACACUUCUCUGUCACAAACAAUGGCAGAUACCAAAAUGGUUCAGUCGCUUUUAGCAAUCUGGGAGGAACUUGAGCACUUAAGACUACUGGAUGAAACAAAACCUGCUGAUAUUGGUAGACCACCGCGGGAUGCUGUUCUUAAAAGUUUUCUUCAUGGUAUUAAGUAUGAGAGUGCUCUUUCUGCGUUGGAUCCAAAAGAGGAGGGGUCCCAUCACAAAGAUUCUGCCGUUGAAGCAUCUGAAAAGCUUGAGAGGUGCUUUAAAUCAUUGACUGAUGUUAUUGGGACUAUCACAUUCUCACAAAAUGACUGCUGCGAAAAUAUUGGUAGUGAUAAUUCUGCUCCAAGAACAUCUCAGUCAUUUGACGAACAUGAAAAGCAUGUAGAUUCUGAAGCACUUGGGCUUUUAAGCUGGAUGGCCUCCUCACAGGCUGGGGAGGAGCCAACAACUGAUGAUGAAUUAGUCAAUGAAGUCAUUCUGAGCCCUUUGUUCUCCAAGAAGUCCAUUGAAUUUGCUCUAGAGUCUGCUCACUUGGAUUUUGAUAGUGCUUCUCAGCAGGAGUGCCAGGAUAUUCUUGAUACACUUGAACCCGUGACUGGGGCAGAAGAAUUGAAUGCUCAGAAGUCUUACCACAGUUCUCCAGUGCUUGAUGAGAGUACUUCAGUGACCAAUACUAUUCCUCAGAUUGAUGGGUCUUCUGAUGAAAAACAGAAAGGCCCCCAAGAAUAUGAUCAGGGUAAAAUUACUAGAAGAAAAAUAGGAACAGCUAGUUACUCAUCUAGUAAAAAUAGUUCAAAGUUAGCAAGUAAGCAUGGAGGUACUGAACUUCUCUGGGGUUCUUUGCCUCUUUCUACUAAAAAGCGGUCACAUGGAAAUGCUGAUGGUCCUGUUAAAAUUUCUUCAGGCAGUGCAAUGCCAACUGAGGAUCCAAGUUCUUACAAUAGUAAAACUGAGAAGAACUCUUGUCAUACCACAGACGACACUGAUAAGGAAUCUUCUGGUUCGAUAGGUGAACAUGGCCCAGCCUGUCUUUCUGUGAGGGAUUUAAUGAGGAGGAAGCGGAGGGGAUCUUUUCAGCCUGAAAAGUUAGAUUUUGGUUGUUCUGGAACUGCAGCAUGCAACAUGGAUAAAACCAGCGGAAUCGUGAUUUCUGGAGGAUUAGAAGUGCAUGAUGUCACCAGUGGUCUUCCAAAUUCAGAAACAUCUUAUUCUGGUGGUGAAUAUGUACAUAUGACAUUUGCGCAGAAGCCUCCAACUGGUUCGGAGGUUUCUUCGGCGAGCAUUGAGCAUCCUGAAUCUGCUAAACUGGGAUCGGUUGACCCCCUUCCAUUUUUCAAUCAGACUGCUGAAGAGAACAAGGAGAAUGGAUCAUUUCAAUAUAUGGGAAGUAGUGAAUUCACACCUGAUACUUUGGGUGUUCCAACUCAUUUCCAAAAUGACGGAUCACUCCUAUAUUUGCUGACGCAUGCAUUUUCACCGCCAUCUGCAGCAGCUGUGGGCCAGUGGCUACCUCAACACACUUAUUCCAAUAGUGUCUCUGGUUACUUCAACUGUGGUGAGAAUGUUACAGAUGAUCAGGAAAUAGAACACCAUCCUACUUCAACACCACAUGCGGAAGCUCUUCCUUUGAUGGCCAAUUCUCCUGUACCCGGAUCUGCUUCUGAGCAUACAACAACAACGUUCAUUGAUACAGUUAUGAUGAAAUCUGAUCAGCCGAACAAAGAAAAUAAAAAGUUGGAUGAUUGGCAUGACUUUUCGCAGAUCUCAGCUGAAGAUGAAAAGCAUAAGCUCACACCUCUCAGUCAAAUUGGAUUUCGUGACCCUGCUAGCACCGGUGGUGGACAACAACUGACGAUACUUAGCAUAGAGGUUCGACUAUAUUCUUCGUUCGUCCUAGGAAGCAGGGUGGUAUUUGCGGAAAGCAGAGCAGAGCUACGUCCUGAUCCACGGUUUGAUGCCAUCAAUGUUGUAUCUUUGGCUGUUGAGGAUGAUGGUGACAAUACUGUUGAAGUUUGUGUACUCAUACGUGGAAACAAUGACAAGUCACAAGGGAGGAGAAACCUUGACGGAGUUAUUGGUUGCAGUGUUGAUGUCUUCCCGGAAGAGAGGGAUCUUUUGAAUCAUCUUAUCGAUGCAUUAUGUUCAAUUGAUCCAGAUAUCCUAGUCGGAUGGGAGAUUCAGUUAGGAUCUUUAGGAUUUCUUGCUGAAAGAGCUGCUUAUCUGGGUAUAGGCUUACUGAAAAGAAUCUCAAGGACACUACCACAUGAGUCAAAACAUCCACCUAAGAAUCUAGCCCAUGAGUCUAGUCAGGUGCCUGAAGCAUCUCCUGCCGAUGAUGUUAUUAUGGAUGUCAGUGAGAAUGAUUGGAGUCAUACUCAUGCUAGUGGUGUACAUGUUGGUGGGAGAAUUGUACUAAACUUAUGGCGUCUCAUGCGUGGAGAAGUUAAGCUUAACAAUUACUCCCUUGAAGCUGUGGCUGAUGAAGUCCUGAGGCGAAAGGUACCAUUAGUACCAAACAAGACAUUGAAUCGAUGGUUUGCAACAGGUCCUGGACGAGGAAGACACCGGUGCAUAGAAUAUGUUAGCAGCAGAGCUAUGCUCAACCUUGAAAUAAUAAAUCAACUUGACCUGGUCAAUCGGACAUCUGAACUUGCUCGUGUGUUUGGUAUUGACUUCUUCUCUGUUCUUUCACGGGGGUCUCAGUUUCGUGUUGAAUCUAUGCUCUUGAGAUUGGCUCAUACACAGAACUACCUUGCAAUUUCCCCAGGAAACCAACAGGUUGCUUCUCAGCCAGCCAUGGAGUGCAUGCCACUUGUAAUGGAACCAGAAUCAGCUUUCUACUCUGACCCAGUUCUUGUAUUGGAUUUUCAAUCUCUUUAUCCUUCCAUGAUAAUAGCAUAUAAUCUAUGUUAUUCUACUUGCUUGGGUAAAGUUUUCCCGUCGAAGUCCAGUGUACUUGGUGUCAGCUCAUAUUCAGCAGAUCCGCAUACGAUCGCUGAUCUGAAAAAUCAGCUGAUCCUUACUCCAAAUGGAGUUCUGUAUGUGCAACCCGAGGUCAGAAAAGGUGUAGUGCCUCGCCUUCUUGAGGAGAUACUGUCAACCAGAAUUAUGGUGAAGCAAGCAAUGAAAAAGCUAGCUCCAUCUCAGAAGGUUCUGCAGAAGAUACUCAAUGCUCGGCAACUUGCUCUGAAGCUGAUAGCUAAUGUAACGUAUGGUUACACAGCUGCUGGAUUCAGUGGUCGUAUGCCCUGUGCAGAGCUUGCAGACAGCAUUGUUCAAUGUGGUCGUAGAACGCUUGAAACAGCAAUAUCAUUUGUCAAUCAGCAUCCCUUGUGGAAUGCUAGGGUUGUGUAUGGUGAUACUGACAGUAUGUUUGUUCUUCUAAAAGGGCGAUCUAGGGAAGAAGCAUUCAGAAUAGGAAAGGAAAUUGCCUCUUUAGUGACUGCGAGUAAUCCGGAUCCAGUCACUUUGAAGUUUGAGAAAGUGUACCAUCCCUGUUUCCUUCUUACAAAGAAGAGAUAUGUUGGCUAUAGCUAUGAAAACCCCGAACAGAACGAGCCAAUCUUUGACGCAAAGGGGAUUGAGACAGUGCGGAGAGAUACAUGCCCGGCGGUUGCGAAGAUGUUAGAACGAUCUCUUAGAAUAAUGUUUGAAGAACAAGACUUGGUCAAGGUUAAAUCGUAUGUGGAGCGUCAAUGGACACGGAUAUUAUCAGGAAAAGUUUCUAUUCAGGACUUCAUUUUUGCAAAGGAGGUUCGUCUUGGUACUUACAGUGCAAGGGCAUCCUCGCUGCCACCUGCAGCAAUUGUUGCAACAAAAGCAAUGUUGUCUGAUCCACGGGCAGAACCACGUUAUGCAGAGAGAGUGCCCUAUGUUGUUAUCCAUGGGGAACCAGGGGCUCGUCUCGUCGAUAUGGUCAUUAAUCCAUAUGGUCUGCUAGAAGUUGGAUCCCCUUAUAGGUUAAAUGAAUUAUAUUACAUAACCAAACAGAUUAUUCCCGCACUACAACGUGUCUUUGGACUCCUAGGUGUUAACCUAAAUAAAUGGUUUAACGAGAUGCCUCGCCCCACACGGUCAACACUCGCGAAACGCCAGUCUGCUUUGGGUCAUGGUUCUCGUGAUAGCAGUUCCAUCCGAUUGGGAUGGAACAAGAAACCGUCCGCCAAAGUAGCCAGGAUAGAUACUUAUUAUAUGUCGAGCCAUUGUACUAUCUGUGGUGAUACAGUUCAAGGAUCAGAAAUUUUUUGCAGUCACUGUUUAAAAAAUGAAGCUGUUGUUGCCACUGUAGUCGCUGGCAGGACAUCAAAACUGGAGCGAGAAAUCCAACAUCUUGCUGCUGUAUGUGGCCACUGUGGCGGCGCGGACUGGAUCGUGGAAAGUGGGGUCAAGUGUGUUUCGCUUGCAUGCCCGGUGUUCUAUGAGCGUCGGAAGAUUCAGACGGAGUUAAGAGUCGUCUCGGAAUCCGCUGGAGAAGCUGGCUAUUAUCCAUUCUGCUGCGCGGAGCUAUUCUGACUUUGUACUCUUGUUGUUUAUAUCUUGUACAUUGUACAUCUGUAAAAUGUACAAUCAGACUGUAAUUAUGUUGUUGUAACAUGUAACUCAUAGCAUUGUAAUGUACUAGUGCGUGUAGCAAAGGAGUAUAGAAAAUGUGUAAUAACACACAUCCUCAUUUGAGAGGACAAGAAAAAGUUACUCGCCUGUCA